AUGUGCAAGGUCUGGGAUGCUCUCGAGGUUGCCGCGCUACGUGAAGCAUUCAGCGGCGCCUCGCGGACUUCGAGCCGAAUUGAAAGGGUGCCAUGGGUGGUUGAGAGCAAUUUUUCGGUGAGAGACGUGGACACCAGCAAGGUCACUGUCUGCGGUUCAGCUUCGGUCGCCUCUGCAGCACCACCGCCACCUCGGGGGUAUGCUCCAUUGCCCAGCAGCGCCGACAGUAUGCUCCCUGUACGUUACAUGGGUCCACAGGCUAUUGAUGAUAAGCCCACAGGCAGACGGGGCAGGCUCUUCGAGACCAUGGACAGCAUCUUCCACGUCACGGCAGCAGUGCAGCACAGCACAUCACAACAAAACGACGGCAGCACAGUCACGACAGUACGGUCUCUUCUCCAAGCGCUGGCGAUGAAGCCGGCGACACUGAUGAAAAGAUAG
Molecule: messenger RNA, 441 nt
Organism: Saxophila tyrrhenica
Lineage: Eukaryota; Fungi; Ascomycota; Dothideomycetes; Mycosphaerellales; Extremaceae
Exons: 2
Coding region: 1-441 (146 amino acids)
Source: RefSeq, a predicted model, not a curated record